Messenger RNA from Grammomys surdaster, 779 nucleotides. RefSeq names its product transmembrane protein 35B (gene Tmem35b). Lineage: Eukaryota; Metazoa; Chordata; Mammalia; Rodentia; Muridae. The coding region runs from base 20 to 475 and encodes 151 amino acids. The record is from RefSeq and is a predicted model, not a curated record. The transcript is spliced from 3 exons.
CAGGAAAUCGGCCGCUGCUAUGCUGCUCGGGUUAGGCGUGCUGCGAGUUCUGCUCGGCGUCUUCUUUGCGCUCACAGGGGCUGCUAAGCUCUUUCAGGUUUCGGCCCCCGUGUCACAACAGAUGAAAGACUUGUUCAAGCAGUUUGCUGAGGUGUGUCCAUUGAAGGUGUUCCGCUACCAGCCAGAUCCUAUAAACUACCAAACAGCUGUGGGCUGGCUGGAACUGCUGGCUGGGUUGCUGCUGGUCGUGGGUCCACCUGUGCUACAAGAGCUCAGUAACAUACUCUUGAUCCUGCUCACGAUGGGGGCUGUCUUCACUUUGGUGGUUCUGAAGGAGUCACUAAGUACUUACAUCCCAGCGGUCAUCUGUCUGGGGCUCCUGCUGCUGCUGGAUUCCUGCCAGUUCUUAGCUCGAACUAAGGGGCCGGUCAGAUGCAAGAAGAUUCCUGUUGCACUUGGGAGCCCUAGGAAUUGAGUCUCCGUGCCAUGCAGUUACCACAGCAGGAACAGUCACAGCACGGUGUCUACAACUUUGUUAGGCCCACAGUCAUUCAGUAUAAAAGAGAUAUCUUGUCUAGGCCCCAGUCUCCCCUAAUAACAAUGUUGCUCCAUUCUGAGGUGGGCAUUAACACUCUUCAUGUCACGCGAAAACAAAAAAUCAGCAGGAAAGAAACUAAAACCACUCCAAAUUCUAAUACUACUUGAAUAAUCAUCUCAAUGUUUUGGUGUGACUGUGCCUCUCCACCUUUUCUAUGAUUAUAUACAGAUGCAUGCAUAUG